GAGAGAGAGAGACAGUCUCAGUCUUUCAUUCAUUCAUCUUAACAUUUCUUUUUUACGUCCCAUCAACUGAAAGACCAAUCUCUCUUUCUCUCUCUCUCUUUCAUUUUUUUUCUUUUCUCUUUCUUUCUCUUAAAUUUUCUUCCCCCAAAACCCCUCCACUCCUCACGAAUAAAGAAAACACAAACUACUCUUUCCCGUGAAAAGAUCGAUCAUUUUAACAUUCAAAUUUUGCUUAACACAGCGCCGGAUCGAAUUCCAUCUGAGACUUGACUCCCUUGAUCAAACAUACGGAGAGAGAAGAGAUUGCAUACUAGAGCAAUUUAUUCGAGAAGAAAGUUGAAAAUAGGUCUAUAUAGCACUGCUUUCUCAUGGAUUCUGCUUCAGGAGGCGGUGCACCUGAGUCAAAUACUGGUGCAGGUUCAUCAUCAGCUCCUCCUCCUGUUUCUGGUUCUGGUUCAGCUUCAGGUUCAGGUUCAGCUCCAUCGCAACAACAACCGCCGGAAUCCUCCUCUCCAGCUCCACCAAGUCGGUAUGAAUCUCAAAAACGGAGAGACUGGAACACGUUCUUGCAGUAUCUUAAAAACCACAAGCCACCAUUAACGCUUGCUCGCUGCAGUGGCGCACACGUUAUAGAGUUCUUGAAAUACCUAGACCAAUUUGGGAAGACAAAGGUUCAUAUGUCGGGGUGUCCUUAUUUUGGGCACCCAAAUCCUCCGGCUCCAUGCGCUUGCCCGUUAAAGCAAGCGUGGGGGAGUCUUGAUGCGUUGAUCGGACGGCUGAGAGCAGCUUAUGAAGAGAACGGUGGACGGCCGGAGUCGAACCCUUUUGGGGCUAGGGCCGUGAGGAUUUACUUGAGGGAGGUUAGGGAAGGACAGGCAAAAGCUAGAGGAAUACCUUAUGAGAAGAAGAAGCGAAAGAGGCCAGCUCCUGCAGUUACGGCUGCUGCUGUGUCGGUGGCUGCGGGUGCUGCUGCUACUGCUACUGCUACUGCUGGUGGUGGUGUUGGUGAAGGAGGUGGAGGUGGAGGUGAGGUUGCUCGGAAUGCUGCUGCUCCGACUACAACAGUAUAGUUUCACUUAUUUUAUUUUAUUUUUCUUAUUUUCUUAUGAUUAUCUGUUGCUAUUGGGACGAUCGAUAUGAGCAAUAUAUUUCUGGCGAUCGAUUCUCUUAUAAUUGGAUCGAGAACACAAAAUAGAUAGGAAUUCCAGUAAGAAAUCUCUCUUUCUCA
Molecule: messenger RNA, 1228 nt
Organism: Pistacia vera
Lineage: Eukaryota; Viridiplantae; Streptophyta; Magnoliopsida; Sapindales; Anacardiaceae
Product: protein LIGHT-DEPENDENT SHORT HYPOCOTYLS 6-like
Exons: 1
Coding region: 369-1070 (233 amino acids)
Biological process (GO): response to light stimulus; mRNA transcription
Cellular component (GO): nucleus
Source: RefSeq, a predicted model, not a curated record